Molecule: messenger RNA, 1478 nt
Organism: Telopea speciosissima
Lineage: Eukaryota; Viridiplantae; Streptophyta; Magnoliopsida; Proteales; Proteaceae
Product: nuclear pore complex protein NUP43
Exons: 5
Coding region: 70-1134 (354 amino acids)
Cellular component (GO): nuclear pore outer ring
Molecular function (GO): protein binding
Source: RefSeq, a predicted model, not a curated record
GAUUUUUCUGAACUUUGUAAGUGUGAAGGCUAGUAGACUAGAGAGUCAAAACCUCAAAAAACCCUGAAAAUGGCAGUGAUAGGAGCUGAAGAUAACCUGCAAAUACACAGGAUUCCACAAUCGAAAUACGUGGAUUCAGUCCGAUGGCUUUCACCUCUCUCUGCAUUCGACAAAUUCGCUGUUCUCGCACUCCAUGACUCCGAUUCCGAUGCUUCUUCGAUUGAAAUUCAUGCCCUAAAUCGCUCAAACCCAACAAACCUCCAGCUUCAAUCUUCAUGGGUUUCUCCCUCUAGAGUUUCUUCUCUCAGUGUUUCACAGACCCCACAAAAACCCCUUCUCGCGGCUUCUACCUAUGAAGGUUCUCUCCACUUCCUCUUUGUAGACCCUGUUGAUGCUUCUCCUGAAACAGAGCUCUCUCUUGCUGAGAAGUCUUUCCACAGAGGACCCAUUUCGGGAAUCGAUCUGCAAGGGAAUGGGUUUGAGUGUGUUAGUGUUGAUGAAGAUGGGAGAGUGAAUUUGAUCACUGUUGGAGAUUCAAGAUUGAACUACCGUCGGUUGUUUGAUAGCCAGGGUUUAGUGUCUUACACAACUGCGAAGUGGGCUUCACCGACUGAGUUUGCAACUGGGGGUUUAGGGUUUAGUCUUCAGUGGUGGGAUCAGAGGAAACCAGGUGGAGCAACUUCUCAAUUCAAGGGUAACUGGACUCGAGGCAAUACGUCCGGAAUUGUACACUCGAUUGAUAUUCACCCUUCACGGAAGCAUGUUUGCCUGGCAGGAGGCUCUUCAGGUACUGUAUUUGCCUGGGAUCUUCGGUGGCAACAACAGCCAAUAGUUCUCUCAGGACUCAUACCGGGUGAGACAGCUACUCCACUCUCUGAAAGUGAGGUUUGGGAGGUUCAGUAUGAUAGCUACAUGCAAUCUUCAGAAAUUAGCAACCUUUCAUCUGCAAAGAUCCUACCUGUUAUGAUGUGUUCAGAAGAUGGGUUUCUUGCUGUAAUUGAACAAGGUGAGGAACCCCUUCAGGUUUUGGCUGAGCCCUGCGCUAUCAAUAGCUUUGAUAUUAACCAACAGAACCCAUCGGAUGUGAUUUGCUCUUUGGAGUGGGAGUCCAUUGUCAUCUUAACAAGAAUGUGAGACUUCAACAAGAAAGCGAAGAAGUUUACAAAACAAGAUGAAAAUUGGUGUCACACUUUAUGCCUUGUUGUAUUUCCCUGCUCAGAAACUUUUCUACAAGACAGUGACAUUAUUUUUCGAGCAAAGGCUGAUGGCUCUUCCAACCAUUUUGCGCAGAAGCUUGUUCCCUUACGGUCAGCGCAGCUCAUUAAUCCCUUUAGGAAUGAAAACAAUUUUAACGUUGUAGUCAGAAUAUGUUUGUUCAUUGAACUAUAGAACUGAGGAAUGGAAAUGCAAGAUGGUUUUCAAGUACUUUCAUUUUACAUUUCCAGCAGAUAUAAUGAAGUUGCUGUUUCUGGAAUGCA